This is a messenger RNA of Orussus abietinus, 6796 nucleotides long. RefSeq names its product AP-1 complex subunit gamma-1 (gene AP-1gamma). Gene Ontology annotation, biological process: receptor-mediated endocytosis; Golgi to vacuole transport; intracellular protein transport. The record is from RefSeq and is a predicted model, not a curated record. The coding region runs from base 560 to 3172 and encodes 870 amino acids. The transcript has 15 exons. Gene Ontology annotation, molecular function: clathrin-cargo adaptor activity. Gene Ontology annotation, cellular component: AP-1 adaptor complex; membrane coat; Golgi apparatus. NCBI's taxonomy places the organism in Eukaryota, Metazoa, Arthropoda, Insecta, Hymenoptera, Orussidae.
CAUAUAUUUUGCGACUUUAUAUCCGUUCCACUUUUACGCAGCUUUACGUAUUUUAAAUUCUCCCCGGUUUGCGCCAUUCAACUACGCGCUACUACGCGAACCAAAACAAAUACUCGUGCUCUUCUUGCGAGCCGUUCAAUUGGAAAUAAUUCCGCUUCCUUAAAUUGCAUUUCCUCCCACACCUGGGAAUUAAUCUACCCUUUAGGAACGAUUAACUGCGUAAAGUGACAAGAACGAGGACUCAUUUCCUCGCAUAAUGGUGAAAAAUCGCGAGACUGCGAGUCGAUGAAGUAUCGGCCGCCAUCUUGGUUCGCAACGCGCAGCAACGGCGCCCGGAGUGAAGUGUUUCUCGCUCGUAUUAAAUCGGUCUCUGGGGUGCCAAUAAUGCCCGAGUAUUUCCCGGAGAUUGACUGAUUCCUUCCGGGAGCAUCGCAAAAAGCGACGAGAGCACCGCGCCGGAGUAAAGCGUGCAGAGUUCGCUAACCACUCCCUCGAUUCAACUGUUUAAUUUUUGUUAGCGAAGCCAUCCCCGCAUAGUCUGAAACUGCAUUGAGAAACCAUGAAUGCCUCAGAACAUGGGUUUAACCCAGCCUUUAACAUGGCCUCCAUAAAGCAGGCUUUCAACGAAGCUGUGGAAAGAGUCUCGACAGUGAGAAUGCCAGCUCCAACACGACUUCGAGACUUGAUCAGGCAAAUCAGGGCAGCACGAACAGCUGCGGAAGAACGUACCGUAGUCAACAAGGAGUGUGCGUACAUCAGAUCGACCUUCAGGGAAGAAGACAGUGUAUGGAGAUGUCGUAACAUUGCAAAAUUGCUCUACAUACACAUGCUGGGGUAUCCAGCACACUUUGGACAGCUAGAAUGUUUGAAGCUUAUCGCCUCACCAAGGUUCACAGACAAACGUAUUGGAUAUUUGGGAGCGAUGUUGUUGCUGGAUGAACGACAGGACGUUCACCUCUUAAUCACAAAUUGUCUAAAAAAUGAUUUAAACAGCUCGACGCAAUUCGUAAUUGGCUUGGCUUUGUGUACUCUGGGGGCGAUAGCCUCACCAGAAAUGGCCAGAGAUCUGGCCUCUGAGGUGGAAAGAUUAAUGAAAUCGCCGAAUGCGUAUAUCAGGAAGAAGGCGGCCCUUUGCGCAUUUAGAAUCAUCAGACGUGUUCCCGAACUGAUGGAGAUGUUUCUGCCUGCAACCCGCAGCCUCCUAACCGAAAAGAACCACGGAGUUCUGAUAACCGGCGUCACACUUAUUACAGAAAUGUGUGAAAACAGUGUCGACACUCUCAAUCAUUUCAAAAAGAUCGUGCCGAAUCUCGUGAGAAUCCUGAAGAACCUGAUUCUCGCCGGAUAUUCACCUGAACACGACGUAUCAGGUGUGUCGGACCCUUUCCUGCAGGUGAAGAUCUUGCGUCUCUUGCGGAUUUUGGGGCGCAACGACGUGGAUGCUUCGGAGGCAAUGAACGACAUCCUGGCACAGGUCGCCACCAACACGGAGACGAGUAAAAAUGUUGGGAACACUAUUUUGUACGAGACGGUACUUUCUAUUAUGGACAUAAAGUCGGAGAGUGGCUUGAGAGUCCUGGCUGUGAAUAUCCUGGGCAGAUUCCUGCUCAACAACGACAAGAACAUUCGUUACGUCGCCCUCAACACGCUCCUGAAAACAGUUUACGUGGAUACUACUGCCGUGCAGAGGCAUCGUUCUACGAUUUUGGAAUGCUUAAAAGAUCCGGAUGUGUCGAUACGAAGACGAGCGAUGGAGCUCAGUUUCGCCCUCGUUAAUACAAGCAACAUCAGGACCAUGAUGAAGGAAUUGCUGCUGUUUCUAGAGCGAGCGGAUCCGGAGUUUAAGGCGCAGUGUAGCAGCAACAUAGUGAUGUCUGCUGAACGUUUUGCGCCGAAUAAACGCUGGCACCUUGAAACCCUGUUCAAAGUUCUGGUGGCUGCUGGUAACUAUGUACGGGACGACGUAGUGGCAUGCACCAUCCAACUAAUAUCAGAAACUCAGGCGCAACAGGGUUACGCCGUGGGUGCAUUAUGGCGUGCACUCGAAAGAGACACCUCCGAUAAGCAGCCCCUGGCUCAAGUUGCAACAUGGUGUAUCGGAGAAUAUGGGGAUUUGCUGCUUUACGGUCCUCCCGUGGAGGAUGUCGACGCGCCAGUUAACUUGACCGAGGAUGAAGUGAUCGACGUGUAUCAGAGGUUAUUGUGGAACCCACAGAACACGGUAGUCACCAAGCAGUAUACCUUGCUGUCACUCAUGAAGCUCAGCACGCGGUUUCAGAAAGGAAACGAUACGGAGACUCAAUUUUACAGGAAAAUUCGGCAGAUCAUAGACACGUUUGGCAGCAACCUCCACAUAGAAUUACAACAACGUGGCAUAGAAUUUUCGCAGUUGUUCCGAAAGUACGAGAACCUCAGGCCAGCGUUGUUGGAGCGAAUGCCACCGAUGGAGACGGCAAGACCGCAAGCGAAUGGCAUUAUUGGAUUAGUCAACGGGGAACCGGAACUCGAGGAAGACAAGUCGCCGGUUCUUGAACAAGUGCCAGCACCCGUUUCUACGGAUUCGAGUGCGCUCCUGGAUUUACUUGGAUCCACGGACCUGGCGCCGGUGACGAGCCCAGUUUCCGUGAACGCGCAAGUUACAUCUCCUACGGUCAGCAAUAACGACCUUCUGGAUUUAUUGGGUGGCCUCGAUUUAUCCUCUCCAACGUCGGCCCCGUCGUUGCCACAAAUACAACCAACCACGCAAAUAUUCAGUCCGACGAACACCUCGAAUUAUUUGGUCGACGGACUGUUGACCUCUACGACGACCCAGAAUGAAGCACCUAGUUUGGUCGUAUUUGACAAAUUGGGACUCAAGAUAACGUUCAAGCUAGAACGAGCGUCGGAAAACCCCGAUCUACUAGUAAUCAACAUGAGUGCUCAAAAUUCCAAUCCUACGCAGUUAACCGACUUUCUCUUCCAAGCUGCAGUUCCUAAGACGUUCCAGUUGCAGAUGUUGUCGCCCUCGGGUACGGUGAUUCCACCAGCGGGUCAAGUGACGCAAGUACUGAAAGUGACAAAUGUCAACAAGGCGACCCUGAGAAUGCGAUUACGCAUUUCAUACAACGGGACGUCAGGACCAAUAUUGGAGCAAACGGAGGUGAACUACUUCCCCUCUUUGAUGUCGCAGUGACAACACACAAUACAGAAACCAACUGUACAUACGCCUGCCUAAUAAUUAAUCGAGCCUGAGUCAGACCGAGGCCCAAUCUCACAUCCACAAUCAUCGACUUUCGUCGAUCGAAGCGAAGAAACGUCCCGUUAAGCUCGUUCGAUAAGAGCUUACAGGCUGACUUAGCGUCAGCUACCAUCCUCGAGAACAAGAAACACGAGAGGUGCUUCAAAGACUUUCACCUGCUCGCACAGCCACGAAUCGCCCUGUAUGUAUUAUAAAAACUAAACACGGUUACGAGUCGAAGGUGGUAACGAUGCGACGUCAUUGACACAUACCGUAUUGAUUCGUUCACAAACCCCACGACGGGAAUGAUCUGCGAAAUUUCACUAUUUUUGACAGACUGAUAUUUUUUACAAGUUCGUAACCACGGAUACGAGUCGUCGAUGACAUUUCUAUUGCUAACGAAACAGUAGGCUUCACAAUAGACUGCCCGAUCCAACGUGCCAGACUGCAAUCUCUGAUCGGAACCGGAAUUAUUCCUUUGAUCUACGGUUACAAUUGCUCAUCGAUGCUUACAGAUCUGUAGUACCUCUCUCAACUACCCCCUGUCAAUUUUCGCUGUAUUGAAAAACCGUGUAAUAAGGCUCAGAGAAAAAUUGGAAAAUGAAGUAAGUCAUUCGCUUUAUCUACCUUUAACUGGACGUUUCUUUAUCGUCACGUUAUGCAUGAAGGUUUACGGUAAUUGAGACGGGUACCUUGGACAGCGUGGUAACCUUCGGGUAUUGUCGAUUUUGUUCUCAUUCGCUAUCGUUACAGUUUUUUACUUGAGAGGCGCAAGAGCAAGUGGAACGCUCGAGGAGCUCAGAUAUAUCACAUAUAUUUUUGUAUAUAAGGAUUCUACUGGGCCCGUGCGCCUGUCUCUCAAUGUACAUCUCCGACGACGAAUGAUACUUGAAAUUAAAUCCCCCCCCCCCACUGUCGCUUAACUCGGAAGUUUAUGUAUAAGAAUCAAGACGGUACGGCUUUUUGUAGCAAUGGCGAAAACAGUUUGUCAAAGGGCGAUGACGGUGGAACUCAAUUUUCGGAGGAAAUUGGAGCGAGCUCACGUCAAAGGGGCGUCUUGCUCGCUUAAUAGACGCAUUUUCCUUUUCUACCAUUGCUUGUAAUUAACCGGACGGCGGAGAGGGAGGAGACACGAUUAAUUUGUACAUAUUAGAUAGUUAGCGUCGCGCGAGAGAUCGCGCUUUAAUAAUUGGGGAAGCGAAACGAAUCGGGAAAUUCGUGUAAUAGGUGUACACAAGCGAUAAUCCUCCCGGUCGACGUUGUUACGGUAAUACUUAUUUUUUACGUCCGUCAAAUUAACGGGCUUGCAAAUCGCCUAUUGCUUUGAAGUUAUCCUGAAAUUAUUCUAACAAUGGUCGUAUAUUGAAUGUUUUUAAAGCCAUCCGUGCGUUUGUUAACUUGUCGCAUGUUUUUUUUUUUUUAUCCGCGUAGAAGGUUUGUUGACGGUUUAUCGUUCCGCGAUAAUCGGAAGUAAAAAACGUAAAUGGUAGUCUACGGUAAUUGUUGAUAACUAAUUGUGUAGUGCGAUAAAUCUGCAAAGCUCACUUCUUCUCGCAGUACUCGAUUACAACUUGAUUUUGGAUAGAUAUUUCUUACACGUUGGAAAUAACCAAAGUGCACCGCAAAUUAAUAUAAGUGAUAGGUUUGGGAAUGAACAAUUGUUUCUAAAGUGACUGGUGAUUUGCAGCCCUGGAAAUUAAGUUCAACUUGAGUAAGGACAAAGAUUUGAUGCGUAGAGGAGGGUUUCUACAUUUUUUCAGUAAUGCCAAUUCUGGUAUAACAACAUUGAAGGGCUGAGCGCUGCUUAUCCUUACAUUUUGAUAAAUAUACAAAACAGAUAAUUAAGGUUGUUUUUAAUUUCGUCUGAAAGACGGUAUGCUGUUAUGAAGAUAUACUUGAAAUUCCACAAGAGUGAGUGUUGAGAUUUGCAGGAGUUGAUUGUUGAUAACAUGACGAGUCUAGUCUAGUUUUCAUUCUAACUUUUGCGGAGGUUGCGGUAUUGUUUCAUAAUAGUGUACUUGAAUUUUAUUCAGCUCACGCAAGGACGGGUUUAGAAUUGUUGGACGUAAUAAAUGUCAAUAAUAAGUAAUGGGACCCAUUAAGAAUUUGAAUGAAUGAAUUUUUCGAAGAUCCCUUUGCACCAAAUUUUUUACUAUUAAGGUUUACAAAAGAAGUUAUAAAAGUUCCUUUUUUAAAAAUAUCGAAGACUUUUCCACCGUUUCUAAAAUCUCAACAAUUGUAAAUUCUUCUUUGCUUGGAGCAGGUCACCGAUAUUUCUUUGCUUUAAAUGUUAUUGUAUCAUUGAAGAAGAGAUUUGGGUGAACUAUUUUGUGCAAGCCUUUUACGCGAUUCAUAAUGAAGCUCCAAACGAAGUCUGGCAUUGAAAAACGCGUAACAUAACCUCUCGGUUAUUAUCCAAUGUUAACAUUUUUCGCUCCUCGUGCAAACUAGAUCUAAAAGGUAUUUCAUGGCAGAACGUGACGGAAUCAUGUACAUAUUUUAAUUACGUAGCGUCGAAGGUUUGUUGCAUUUUUUAAACGUUUCACAGGUAACAGGUGUAGAAGUAGAGAGGAAUGGUUGCGAUAUAAAAUUUACAGCUACUGUGGACCCUGUUAAACAGAAAUGUUCAGAAGUUAGGUAGAUAAACGAUGCAAUAAUGUUUAGUGUCCUCGUCGCGAUUAACGGAGUCCAUAUUGGCUGAAUAAAUUAUACGGGUGUUUGCAUGAAUUAAUAAAAUGCAAUUUCCGAAUUCACGUCGAUGUACUUAAUAAUGACUCUUUGACUGCAGCACUCCACUUGGUUCGUUUGGUCUUACGAGUUGCAAACUUAACGUUUCGCAUUGAAAUGUACACACUUUUUAUUACAAUUCUGCAAAUUUUAGUACCUCAAAGGACAAGGAUUCUAAUGAGUUUCUAUUUGCUUAUUUUAUUGCGAAUUCAAGCCCUGUGCUUACAGUGCAAUUAAUGUAAAAUACAUUUCAAUUGAAUAUAUCAUAACUCCACAUAGAGAUUAAAGUAUUGGAAGAAGUAUUAAAUCAUUUGUUAUGUUGCUGAUGUAUAAUCUAGGUGUUAUGAUGAUAAAGUUGAAUAACAAUACUGAUACUUUAUACUUUAUUGAAAUUCAUUUAACGAACUUGUACUGUCGACACAGGGUUUAGGCUUUAUAGUUUCUUUAACAAGGCAGGAGGUAUGUCGUGCAAAGUGGCUUCACUAUAAUUUUGGUGGUUCUUACGAUAGAAACACACCUUAUGACUUUAUCAAUAUGAUCGAAUGUAUUUUAUCUCCGUCCUUUAUAUGUUGUAUAAUAUGAAUGCUUGAGAGUAUAUCGAAUCGUAAAGCUGGUGCGUGCGUAUCGGUGUGUGGCCUUUGUCCUCAAAGUCUACGACGUGCAGUGUCAGCCCUUCAAUGAGGGCUCGAGGCCUGCCUACUUGUUCUUAAUUACACUAGUUUUAUAAAUAUAAUUAUAUAAAUAUAUAUAUAUAUAAAACAAUUAUGAAGAGAUAAUGAGUACCGAUAAAAAUGCUGUAUAUACUUUUUAGUGAAUCAAGGUGUGAAAAUAAAAUGUAUUUUUAUUCCAUGA